AUGAGGUAAAGCUAGAUUUUGGGUCCUUGACCAAACAAACCCCAUUAAAGAUCUUAAGAGCUGCUUCCCAGAUUUUAAUCAAAGAGACAAAAUUAAAUUAUCACAAUAAGUUAAAGAAAACCAUAAUGAGAGUUGGCAAUGUCAGUUGCUCACUAAGCAUAAUUAAACACUAAAAUAAGCGAAAUGUAGUUUAAAAGAAGAAAAAGGUAAUCGGAAGUAAUAAAUGCAAAGUGAGCAAAGAAAUAGUAGAAAGGAGGAGUUUAUAAUAAUUUUACGGUGGCAGUGGCGGUGGUUAAUCAUCAAAGCUCUCUUUUUGAUGCUUUUUGAUGCAAGCGUGGGUAUAAAUCUAGCGCCUUUGCCCUUCUAUUCUGUUUUCUUCACUCUCCCUUCAAUUACACGGAUAUCUAUCUUCAAGUUUCUGUCCGUGUAGCUAAAUUUUUUCUCUGUAUCUCUUGUUGUGUAUAUGUAUGUGUGUUUAGGGGUGUGUGUUUGUGUGUGUGGGGGGGUGGUUGGCAGUGUGUAGCAGAGUGUGGAAGCGAAAAAAGCACAGGAGGGAUUUGAACAGAAUAGAGACGAAAAAUUCAACAAAGUUCUGUUUUUGAGUGGAAAAAGGCUUGAAAGAAGAGCAGGAGUACCAAAAGUAGCACAGAAUCUGAAAUGGAAUUCUAUAGACUGUUACUGAUAGCUCAAACACAAUUGUGAGAGGAGGAAUCUACUGUUGGCUACUUUUACUAUUCUUGUGAAGAAGAGAUGGAAAUGGGUGACAAGGAUAAAUUUGAGCUAGAGAAGAGGAGUGAUAAUCAUAUAAACUAUCAUUCACCUGAUAGUAUGCCAUCAGACUGGCGAUAUAGCAGUGCCAAUGUCGCAAAUUCAUCUCUGGGUUUGGUUUCCACUGAUAAUCAAAUGCCAGUUUGCAGAGGAGAUCUAGUUGGCGUUUCUUCUUGCUCUUCUGCUUCUAUGGUGGACUCUUUUAGUCCAGGACAGUGGGACCACCCCACAAAUUCACAGAACUUGGGAUUUUGUGACAUUAGUGUCCAGAAUAACGCAAGCACUUCAAACCCAAUGGGAAUUAGAAAAGGCGGUCCUGCUUCUUUGAGGACUGGUCUUGAUAAAACGCUGGAUAUAGGGUGGAAUCCACCAAGCUCCAUGCUUAAAGGUGGCAUUUUCUUACCUACUGCCCCUGGGGUGCUCCCACAGAGCUUAUCUCAGUUUCCUGAAGAUUCUGCAUUCAUUGAGCGUGCUGCUAGGUUUUCCUACUUCAAUGGUGGCAAUUUUAGUGAUAUGGUGAACCCUUUUGGAAUUCCUGAGUCUAUGGAUCUUUAUUCUAAGGGUGGGGGAAUGAUGCAAGGACCACAAGAAGUUUUUCCAGGUAGUGGGUUGAAAUCCUUAUCUGUCGUACAAGGUCAGAAGAAUGUUAUGAAUAUGGGCGACUCCUCUAGAGAUACUUCUUUGUCAGUUGAACAUGUGGCUAUUGAAGGGAGCCCACUGAAGAAUGAGAAAAAAAAUGGGAGCCUUGUAAGAUCUCAUGAUGAAGCAAAACAAGGCGUUGGUGGGUCUGGUAAUGAGUCGGAGGAAGCUGAGUUCAGUGGUGGUGGUCGUCAAGAUAAGCCAUCUAAGUUGGAAGGAAAUGGUGGGGAACUGUCUGCUAAGAGCCCAGCCUCAAAGAAAAGGAAAAGGAAUGGGCAGGAUGCUGACCUUGAUCAGGCCAAGGGAACCCAACAAUCUGUUGAAGCUGCAAAGGAUAACCCUGAAGUUCAACAGAAAGGAGAUGAAAACCCAACUUCAACUCCUAUUAAGGCUACUGGAAAACAAUGUAAACUAGGAUCUCAAGCUUCAGAUCCACCAAAAGAAGAAUAUAUUCAUGUCAGAGCUCGAAGAGGUCAAGCAACAAAUAGUCAUAGUCUUGCAGAGAGAGUUAGAAGGGAAAAGAUAAGUGAAAGGAUGAAGUUUCUGCAAGACCUUGUACCUGGUUGCAGCAAGGUUACGGGCAAGGCAGUUAUGCUAGAUGAAAUUAUCAACUAUGUGCAAUCAUUGCAACGGCAGGUUGAGUUUCUAUCAAUGAAACUAGCAACAGUGAAUCCAAGGCUGGAUUUCAACACGGAAGGGUUGCUUGCAAAAGAUAUCCUGCAUUCAAGGGCGGUUUCAUCAUCUACUCUGGCAUUUUCAGCAGAGGUGCCCAUGGUUUAUCCCCCAUUUAAUGCAUCUCAACCAGGAUUUAUUCAAGCUUCUUUUCCUGGCAUGGAGAGCCAUUCUGAUAUGCUCCGGAGAGCCAUUAAUUCCCAACUGACACCAAUGACUGGAGGAUUCAAGGAGACUACUCAGCUACCGAAUGCAUGGGAUGAUGAGCUCCACAAUGUUGUCCAGAUGGGCUAUGUAACUUGUGCUCCACAAGAUAGCCAAGAUAUAAAUGGAUCACUGCCACCAGGCCAUAUGAAAGCUGAACUUUAAUUAUUCACUUUGCUUUUAUGUGACAAAAGUAUGGUUGCACCACUAAUUUUGAGGAUAAAAAGCAUGGGAGACGAGAUUCUCCUCAAAAGUACAGAGGCUGAUAAAGAGAGAUGCUUCUAAGCCCAGCUUCAAAGGUUUGAGGGUCAGUUGCAUGUCCAAAGCAAGAAGGUUUUGAUGACUUAAGAUGGUCAGUUGCAUAAUCUAAGCAGGGAAAUGGCCUUCUUUCAUGAUGAUUCUUGUUCUAUUUGAUACCAUAUUUGAUCUCCAUGCUUCUAUCAUAUGGGCUUUAAAUUAUUAGACUCCCAGGAAAGUGGAAAAAGGCUGUGUCAUGGAAUAGGAUGCUCUGUUGCAAGAAUGUAAUGUAUAGAUUGAUACUACAAGGAUCUGAUGAAUAUAGGUUAAUAGAGAAGCUCACGUAUUGAUCUGAAAUUAAAUGGGCUCAGUAAUUUGUAAAACGAUGGAAACCAUGGUGGUAUUCUGAUCAUAUAUGUUUCAAUUACGUAUAUAUGUACUUACAUGAAAGGAUUCAUCCAGUUUGAUUUACGUUAGAUUAUGGAGCAGUUAUUUAUU
Molecule: messenger RNA, 3018 nt
Organism: Hevea brasiliensis (rubber tree)
Lineage: Eukaryota; Viridiplantae; Streptophyta; Magnoliopsida; Malpighiales; Euphorbiaceae
Product: transcription factor bHLH49
Exons: 9
Coding region: 751-2448 (565 amino acids)
Biological process (GO): regulation of DNA-templated transcription
Cellular component (GO): nucleus
Molecular function (GO): DNA-binding transcription factor activity; protein dimerization activity
Source: RefSeq, a predicted model, not a curated record